Messenger RNA from Brassica napus (rape), 1843 nucleotides. Its product is annotated as putative F-box protein At4g11580. The coding region runs from base 670 to 1632 and encodes 320 amino acids. The record is from RefSeq and is a predicted model, not a curated record. Lineage: Eukaryota; Viridiplantae; Streptophyta; Magnoliopsida; Brassicales; Brassicaceae. The transcript is spliced from 2 exons. Gene Ontology annotation, molecular function: protein binding.
UUCGUAAGGUGUUCGACGGGGAGGGGUGGUUUUGUUAUCUUCAGAGGAAUCAAUGAAUUUCCGCAUAUGCUUCUUCUACCUUAAUAAUAUAGAUAGAUUUUAUUUUCAAUCUUUGAACAUGCAAAGAUUAAUUAUCAUUAAUGGCAUAAAUAUCUUCACAAAAAGAUCAAUUACUAUUUACUUACAUAUCUUACUUAAUUUUACAGAAAUAUACUACUAUUUAUAAAUAAUUUUAUUAUGUAAAUUGAUUUCAUAUCAAAUAUAUCCAUUUUAUUAAAUUGUGUAUAUAUAACUUUUUGGAAAAAUAUCUCAUUAUGGGUUACUUAUAGGCCAUACAAGUCUUCUUAAAAAAAAUUAAUUUUGUAAUAGUAUUUCAUUAUUGCCUCAUCAUAAAAUAUCUGUGCUCAGUUAAUCUAGUAGCCAAAGUUUCACAAUUCAGAAAUGGUUACAAACUUACAAUCCCCAGAAGUAAAUCCCCUAUAUGUGUCCAGUGACUUCUCUAUAAAUUGUAUCAUUUCCUCAACGUUUUUGUUUGCCUCUUUUGAUUGUUCUAACAAAUCGGUUAUUCAAUACUGUUGAAUCUAUUGUUGUUUUCUUUAAAAUUUCUGAACUUUAAUCAUUAGAAAACUCUAUUACUUUGCAAUUUUCAUUGUUUUUAGCUGCACUAAGAUGGAAACACCAAAUAGCUUAGAAAAAAUCUCAAGGUGGGAAAAUAUGGAGAAAAACAUAUUAGCCAAGAUAUUUGGGAUGCUCAACGUUGUUGAUAUAAUCAAGGGGACAUCUCGCGUCUGUAUCUCUUGGUUCCUUGCUUCUCACAACAAAUCUUUAUGGAAGACUAUAGACUUAAGUAAUCUCAAGUCAAUUAUUUCAAAAAUUCCUGAUAAGGCAGACCCUCUGUCUAAUGACGAAGAACACCAAUAUGAGCUCAGAAAUAUAUUGGCUGAGAUAACUAAAUUUAACAGCUCAGUCACGACAAAUCUAGUUUUUGAUAACUGUUACUAUAUACAAGAGGAGGAACUCGCGAUCAUUGCUCCAACGAUGCCAAACGUAAAAAAAUUGUCACUGCCGCUCUAUCAUAAUCUAAAUGAGAAUUCACUAAUGUUUACAUUCAGCCAGUGGAAGAAUCUCCAAACGUUAGUCAUUACUCAACCUGGUUUACCCAUUAGAAAUGCUAACUUUCGCGCCAUUGGAGAGAACUGCAAGAACCUCACCAGCCUAAAGCUUAUCCGGCUUUUAGACAAUGACUUAGCCUAUCAAAUUGUGAGUUACUUCUCAAACCUGGAGAGUUUAAGCUUCCGAGGUGCAGCUUUAUACAUAGAUGCACUAUUGUCGCUUGUCACUGAUCACCAAAACCUCGGGAACCUAAAUCUUUCACAUUGCUUAUACAUAGAUUGUAAAGGAUUUGCUAAUGUAUACUACAAUAACUACAUAAAGGCGUCAGGUUUAGAGACCGAAAAUAUCGUACAAACUGCCACUCAAAAGCUUGACACAUUUAUCGUGUGUUCAAAUCAUUGCGAGACAUGCAACGAGUUGCGGGGACGUAUGCGAGGCCGUUGGGAUUUUCACUGCAACUACUGUAUGUUGUCCAAUGAGCAAUGGAAAACUGAUGAGAUAAAGGAACUUAAGUUUUAAAGUUUUGUUUAGUGUCUUGAAUAAAUGUUUAUUUUCAUGGAAAAUAUUUUGUUAUUGGACUAUUCUUCUUGUUCCUUUCUACAAUCGUUAUAAAUCUCUUAUCAAUUUAUUAUAUAUAUAUAUAUAUAUAAAUCAAUUAACCUUAUAUAUUCAUGAUUAAGUUUGAGUAAAUGUUUCUUUUCAUGGAAAAUAUUUGUCACUAUUCCUUUCU